This is a messenger RNA of Limanda limanda (common dab), 2979 nucleotides long. RefSeq names its product matrix metallopeptidase 15a (gene mmp15a). The record is from RefSeq and is a predicted model, not a curated record. Gene Ontology annotation, cellular component: extracellular matrix. The coding region runs from base 99 to 2066 and encodes 655 amino acids. Gene Ontology annotation, biological process: extracellular matrix organization; proteolysis; collagen catabolic process. Gene Ontology annotation, molecular function: zinc ion binding; metalloendopeptidase activity. The transcript is spliced from 10 exons. NCBI's taxonomy places the organism in Eukaryota, Metazoa, Chordata, Actinopteri, Pleuronectiformes, Pleuronectidae.
GCCUGUGCAGCACAGAGACAGAUGUUCCAGAGGAGGAAGGCUUCGGUGCUGAGGCGUGGCUCCGUAAGUUCGGCUACCUGUCCCAGGCCAGCGGACAGAUGUCCACCAUGCAGUCGGCUCAGAUUCUGUCCAAAGCCAUCAGCGACAUGCAGCGCUUCUACGGACUGGAGGUGACCGGCGAGAUGGACCCCGGCACUGUAGCAGCCAUGCGCAGACCACGUUGCGGCCUUCCCGACAGAAACCCCGAGCGGGCGGUUGACGGUGCGAGAAAGAAGCGCUACACACUCACCGGGCAGCAGUGGAACAAAGACCACCUCACUUACAGCAUAGUGAAGCAGCUCAUCCCCCCCUCGCUGGGAGAGGACCUGACGAACGAAGCGCUCACUAAGGCCUUGGCCGUGUGGAGGCGUGUCACCCCCCUCACCUUCGAGGAGCUGCCGAUGGAAAACGACAUCAGGAUCAAUGGCAGCCGGACGGAGCUCGCCGACAUCCUGCUGCUGUUCGCCUCUGGUUUCCACGGCGACAUGUCCCUGUUUGACGGCGAGGGGGGUUCACUGGCACACGCCUACUACCCCGGACCAGGAAUUGGUGGGGACAUACAUUUUGAUGCAGACGAGCCCUGGACACUUGAAAACCACAAUCCAGACGGUAUUGACCUCUUCCUGGUUGCCGUCCAUGAGCUCGGUCAUGCUCUGGGCCUGGAGCACUCCGAUAACCCCAGUGCCAUCAUGGCUCCUUUUUACCAGUACAUUCACACGGACAACUUCACGCUGCACGAGGACGACGUCCGAGGAAUACAGCACAUAUACGGUCCUCCUCUCUCCACUGGUGCCCCGCCCACUUCUCCUCACAUCCCGACCUCCACUUCCCCUCCUGAAGAUGCUCCCACUCCCGCUCCCCCCACCGAUCCCACACCUGAACCCCCCAACCCGACCCAGGAUCCCCCGGCCCGCCCGGAGCCGACCCCUACCUCAACUCCCGUCCUCCCAACCACAACCUCUACCGUCUCAGCGCGUCAACCAGAACCUGUCACCCCACCGGUGAGAAAGGAUGACCCUCCUCGGCCCCCUGCUCCUCCUCCUCGGCCCCCUGCUCCUCCUCGGCCUCCCAAGCAGCCUGACAACCAGGCCCCGGACAUCUGCGAUGGGGACUUCGACACGGUGACCAUGCUGAGAGGAGAGAUGUUUGUUUUCAAGGGUCGUUGGUUCUGGCGGGUGCGGAGGAACCGGGUCUUGGAUAACUACCCCAUGCCCAUAUCGGUCUUCUGGGUCGGCCUUCCCACUGACAUCGACGCCGCCUAUGAACGCCACGACGGCAAAUUUGUCUUCUUUAAAGAUGACAGAUACUGGGUGUUCAGGGAGGCUGAUGUGCUGCCAGGAUACCCGCAGCCCAUACACGAGUACGGACAAGGAGUUCCACACAAUAUAGACACAGCAAUCUGGUGGGAGCCCAACGGAUACACAUACUUCUUCUCAGGAGACAGAUACUGGCGAUACAGUGAGGAGACCCGGACCACAGACCGUGACUUCCCCAAGCCAAUCAGCAGAUGGGGCCGGAUUCCUCCCUCCCCCAAAGGAGCCUUUCUCAGUGACGACGGUGCUUUCACCUAUUUCUACAAGGGCAGCAAUUACUGGAGGUUUGACAACCACAAGACGGAAGCAGAGAAGGGCUUCCCUCGCUCCAUCCUGAAGGACUUCAUGGGCUGCACGGGCGCUCCGGACCCUCCGCCCGACACGGACACGGAGCAGGAAGCCAAAGACAAACCAGUGAAGCCUUCGGACCGAGGCAAAGACGAGAGCAAGGAACCGGAUCAAGACACAAACGCAGAGGAAGACACCAGCUCGAAGCCCGACAUCACGGACGGAGAGGACGACCAGGACGUGAACGUUGUGGUGUCGAUGGCCGACAACGAGUCAAAGAUCAUGACUCUGAUCAUGGUGACUGUUCCUCUCGUGCUCAUCCUGUGCAUCCUCGUCCUCGUCUACGCCAUCCUCAGGACUCUGAAGAACAAAGAACCGCCGAGGGCCUUGGUGCACUGCAAGCGCUCGCUGCAGGACUGGGUGUGAGGCACAGAGGUGGAGGAGGUGGAACAGGUGUUGAUCAUUUGUGCGGCGCAGUCGCUGGCAUCACAUUUUUACACACGACUGAAAGAGGCUUUGACGCAGUGCUAAAGUCUGACAAAGCUGAGGAAGAGUCACCUUUUUGAAUCCCAUUCAUUGUGAGAACUUGAAAUAAUCCUAAAGUGGUAGAGUUGGUGCCUGUGGACCGACAGUAUACAUUUCCUUCUAGCGGCCUUGAGGUUUUAUUCCUGUACCUCCCUCUGUGCCUUUCAGAUGUCUCACAACAUCUAUUUCUUAGAAAAUCAUCCCUGUUUACAUCACAACUUAAAAUCACCAAAUGUGUUAAAAUGCACAAGACUAAUCAUACAAAGAAGGGACAGUUGUUGUAUUUGUAGUUUAAAUGCAGAAAAAGUCGAUAAUGCACAUACAUUAACCAGAAGCACACACACACACACUGUACAAACACACAAACAUGUGCUUACAGCUAUUAAAACACAAAGUGAACACAUUUACUAAUAAGAACAACUUUUUAUUACAUUUGAAUCAACAAGUUUGACAUUUUCCUUCUGAGAAUUUGCACUUUUCGUUCUGUUUUUUGUUGUUUUUGUUUUAUUGAGGUUGCUUCACUGCAGACAUGAGUGUGUGUGUGUGUGUGUGUUCGUGAAAACUGAGUUUAUCAAACACACACCCACACACACAAACACAAGCAGGAGAAGCUUGUCCUCCGACCUGUGCAGGAAUGUCUGACAGCUGUGUGCGUCCAUGGCUGCCCUUCUCCCACUGAGCCCAUUUUGUCUGCCCUCACACACACACACCAGUAUCACAUGAUCUAAAAAAAAAAAAAACACCUCACUGCACUCAUGUGUGCAUGCAUGUCCACAUGUUCACACACACACACACACACACACACACACACACA